This is a messenger RNA of Epinephelus fuscoguttatus (brown-marbled grouper), 8595 nucleotides long. RefSeq names its product myotubularin related protein 1a (gene mtmr1a). The record is from RefSeq and is a predicted model, not a curated record. Lineage: Eukaryota; Metazoa; Chordata; Actinopteri; Perciformes; Serranidae. Bases 317 to 2374 code for a protein of 685 amino acids. The transcript has 19 exons. Gene Ontology annotation, molecular function: phosphatidylinositol-3,5-bisphosphate 3-phosphatase activity. Gene Ontology annotation, biological process: dephosphorylation.
CAUGUCCACGCACUUGUGGAAGCCACAACAUGACGGGCCCGGCUGCCCGUGCCUCCUCUCAUCCUCGCAUCUCCGGCGUGUUGUAAAUGGGCGGAGCUACAGAGCGAGGAAGAGAUGCGAGUGAGGAAGAAGCACAAAUAACCAAAUGACAGGAAGCAUUUACACUAAUUUCACAGACAGCCACGAGCCCCGGUAGAACAAACAGACACGCGCGCUGAGGGCGAACAUUGGAAUUAAACAAAAGCCUAAUUUCCCCCGCAUCCUCGGAGCAGAGGAAAUCGCCUGCCUCCGCCCCUUGUGACCUACAAGUAAACAGAUGGAGAAACAGGCCGGAGCUGCCGGGGCGGCGGACGGAGCAGGGCCGAACAGAAAGCCCUGGGGCUCCCCGACCAGUGCACCAUCCGCCGGGGAAACCCUGGACAGUCCAACAGGUUCCCAUGUAGAGUGGUGUAAACAGUUGAUAGCAGCCACCAUCUCCAGUCAGAUCUCAGGAUCGGUCCCACCUGACAUUGUGAACAGGGACAACAAGGCCAGAAGAAGACCAGAUCUCAUGCAAGAUUCACAAGAUGAAGGGCUUUGUUACCAUGGAGAAAGUGAUUCUGAGCAUCCUUCCAAUGCUUUGAACCUUCCAGCUUUGAGAUACGGGGCGCAGGCCACAAUGUUUCAGAAUCAGGUUCCUCUGCUACCAGGAGAGACUAUUCAGACCACAGUCAAGGAUGUAAUGUAUAUCUGUCCGUUCAGUGGUCUGGUUAAUGGAACCCUGACCAUCACAGACUACAAGCUCUACUUCUCCAGUGUGGAAAGGGAGUCUCCGUUUGUUCUUGAUGUGAACCUGGGAGUCAUCAGCAGACUGGAGACCAUCAGCGUUCCCAACCAGGGAGAGAACACCAAAGGACUGGAGCUGGUCUGCAAGGACAUGAGGAGUCCCAGGUUUGCUUAUAAGACAGAGGAGAGCCAUCCAGAUGUGGUGGAGCUGCUGGCCAAACAUGCCUUCCCCCUCUCCCACGGCCUGCCCAUGUUUGCCUUCUUGUACAAAGAGCAGUUUCCUGUGGAUGGCUGGAAGGUGUAUGACCCAACAGCAGAGUACAGGCGCCAGGGUCUCCCUAAUGAGAGCUGGACCAUCAGCAAGAUGAACAGCACCUACGAGCUCUGUGACACCUAUCCCUCCGUCGUGGUCAUCCCCACCAACAUCACAGAUGAAGACAUCAGACGGGUGGCUGUGUUUAGAGCCAAGCAUCGCAUACCGGUCUUGUCCUGGAUUCACCCAGAGUCUCAGGCCACCAUCAUACGCUGUAGCCAGCCGUUAGUCGGACCUUCAGACCGUCGCUGUAAAGAGGAUGAACGCUUCCUCCAAAUCAUCAUGGAUGCCAACGCCCAGUCCCACAAGCUCACCAUAUUUGACGCCCGGCAGAAUAGUGUAGCAGACACCAACAAGGCAAAGGAUGGAGGGUAUGAAAGUGAGAGUUUUUAUUCAAACGUGGAGUUGAACUUCCUGGAAAUCCCCAACAUCCAUGUGAUGAGGGAGUCUCUGAGGAAGAUGAAGGAUGUGGUUUAUCCCACCAUAGAUGAAGCCCACUGGCACUCUGCUAUUGACCAAACACACUGGCUGGAGUACAUACGGCUACUAUUAGCAGGAGCAGCAAAGAUAGCUGAUAAGCUAGAGUCUGGGAAGACGUCGGUGGUGGUUCACUGCAGUGAUGGCUGGGACCGGACGGCUCAGCUCACCUCGCUGGCUAUGCUGAUGCUCGACAGUCACUACCGCACUCUCAGAGGAUUCCAGGUUCUGGUGGAGAAGGAGUGGGUUAGCUUUGGACACAAGUUUGCUGCUCGCGUGGGUCACGGUGAUGAGAACCAUGCUAACUCAGAACGCUCGCCUCUCUUCGUCCAGUUCAUCGACUGUGUUUGGCAAAUGACUCGCCAGUUCCCAUCAGCCUUUGAGUUCAAUGAGUUGUUCCUGAUCACAGUGCUGGACCACCUCUACAGCUGUCUGUUUGGUACAUUCCUUUAUAACAGUGAACAGGAGAGGGCAUCCAAGGAGGUACAGACCAAGACAGUGUCCCUGUGGUCCUACAUUAACAGCCAACCUGAGGACUUCACCAACCCCUUCUAUGUGGACUAUGAGCACCACGUUCUGUAUCCACUGGUUUCCUCCAGACAUCUGGAGCUGUGGACCGCCUACUACGCCCGCUGGAACCCUCGCAUGAGACCACAGGUGCCGGUGCACCAGACGCUGAAGGAGCUGCUGAUGCUGAGAGCAGAGCUCCAGAGGAGGGUAGAGGAGUUGCAGAGAGAAGCAUCCUCCCGCUCCCUGUCCUCCUCCUCUGAACACUCCCCCUCACACACCACAGGGACUCCCCUGCACACCGCUGUCUGACUGAGACACACACACACACACACACACACAGAGUUAAAUGCAUGUUUUAGCCCAAUUACUAUAAAUACUGAUGUUUACAAUGUGAAGGAGCCUUUACAAAGAGAAUCCUAAUUUUAUAUUAACAUUCCUAAAAUCUCCUCAAGAUGUUUGUUAAAUAAAAAUAAAAACGUAUUUAAAGACAGUAUUAAAACUAGCCUGACACACCUGUGCUUAUUAUUUAUAUUAUUUAAAAAAUCUCUAAAUUCAGAAAGACCGGUUUCCCCUGUACUGAGGGAAUCUUACCAUUCGCUUCAUAGUGUUUUUGUUUUUGUAUGAAGAAUAACUUCUAUUUGUCUCAGGGCUCUGAUAUUCACAUGACUGCAGAAAGCUGCCAGUAACAUGGUUACCUAUAGUGUAGCCUCCCUCACACUUUUUCCCUGUUACAUGCCUCUGCAAACCAGUCAAGUUGCACUUAAAGUUUACAUCCAUGUCUGUGAAAACAUGGAUGCUUCACACACAUCUUCACCCCGACAACACAGAAGAUUCUUAGACCCUUUUGGGGCCUUUUCUUUAGCUGGAGGCAAAACACCACUCACCACCACAGGGCUGUAGGCUACAUAGGAGUCUUAAAAUGUCGUCUUGCUGUGUUAUUGGGAGCCAGAAUAGAAGAAGUCAUGGCUCAAAACUUAAAUUUUAUCACAUAUCGGCUGCCCCUGCCUGUCAACAAAAAUGAAGACAGCUAUGGUUAAAUGCUAGCCUGAGUGUCAGACUAAAGCUCCCAGAACCUUCAGUCUGACAUCGCCUCCAUUGAAGGCAGUUUACAAGGGGGAGGGAAUUUGAUUGGCUAAUCGCUAGACCUGCCCCCCACCCCCGGCGUUCAUUGGUCCGUCCAUCAUUUGGACGAGAUAAAUUGCAAAUUCAUUGCAGUAUGCCAGACCAGAGAUGCAAGCCUACUCAGUUGAGUGGGCGGGGUCUAUGGUCUGGAACCAGGCUAGUUAAAUGCCAUAAGACAAAAUGAUCGGACAGAGGUGAUCAUUAAAAUGCUUGCAUGUCCAGCGCACACUUCAUAUCAGGUUAGGGAAAAAGUAUUUACUGUUGUAGGGAUGAAUGACUUCAUGUGUAUUAAGGGUUAUUAUGUCCACCUAAUCAGAAAUUGGAAGGGUCUUAAGUAGAGAUGUACGAUACCACUUUUUCCUUCCCAAUACCGAUUCCAAUCCCUGAACCUUAGGUGUCUGCCGAUACCGAGUACCGAUCCAAUAUCAGCGCGUAAAAAAAAAAUGAAUAGGAUAUGAAUUGUUGUAAGUCUCAACUCCUAAAACUCUAUGUAAAAUAUUAAGAAAUAAAUACAUAAUAGUAGAAUGAAUGCCAUAAAACUUUUUUUAAUUAUUAUUAUCCAGUGUUGACACAGAUCAAGACACAGGUUAAAGUGCAGCCACACAAUUUGGUAAAAAAAGAUAUUUUAAAGGCUACAGUAGAAUGCUUUUUAAACUCUGCUCUCUUUCCGUUUCGUUUGCCUGUAGCGUGCGUAUGCGUGGGAGGCAUUACGUGGUAUUAGAUUGGUCACAGGCUAUACUCGCCGAUACCCGAUACCACAUUGUAGGCAGUAUCGGAGGCAUUUCCAAUAAUGGUAUCGGUAUUGGUACAACUCUAGCAGAGAUGGGGACUUGAGUCAUUGUGACUUGGAUGACUUUUGAUGACUUGUGACUUGACAAAAAAUAAAAGACUUGAGACUUGACUCGGACUUGGAAGUGAAAGACUCGGGACUUGACUUGAGACACAAUGACUUGAAUGACUUGAGUGUUAUUCACAUCAUGUUUUCGGUUAGAAUAUAAAAUUAAUAAAUUAAUUUAAAAAAUAAUGUACCUUACGUACCUUACGUGUUUAUUGGAGAAACACGCCCUCUUAUAUCAGAUAGGCAUCAACAUGUCAGCGGGAGGGGUACCAAGAGUCAUUGUCUUCGGCUUUCGGAAUUACCAUUAUUACGGCAAAAGACGAACAGCACAGUGCAAGACAUGCGGCGUAAACAUCUCGGAGAGCCAGGCGACAACUUCAAACUUUGUUUGUCAUUUGAAGAGCCAUUCUGCCCAGUAAGUGCUUGUCAAUUAGCUAAUAUUAUCUGGUUAGUCGGUAGUUAGCUAACGUUAGCUUGAUACGAUACAGGGGUUGGGUGGGGUUCGGUUUGGUGGAACUUGUUUUUUAAUUUAUUUGCUAACAUUAACCCCAGAAAAUGUGAGUGAACAUUCCGACCGGUUCAUCACAAGACCGGCUGUACGUUUUAUGAAUGAGCAACACAGGGUUAAAUGAGCUAAAUGGGUGAUUUUGGCCACUGCCUUGGUUAGUGUGUGUGUGAGUGUGUGUGUGUGUGUGUGUGUGUGUGUGCGUGUGCGCGUGCACGCAUGGGGGUCCCUGCAAAGUAAACAUUGCAGCGAUGAAGUCAGUGUUUACUGAUAGUUACUUAUAUCUUGUCUUUUCACUUUAUUAAGAUCAGAUUCUGCAGGUAAAAUUACAAUAAUAAGGUGACUUGACCUAUUACAGGACUUGACUUGAGACCUACUUGAGACUUGCACAUGUGUGACUUGGUCCCAUCUCUGAACUCCUAGUCUCAAGAGAAAUAUUGGAUUUCUCCGUAACACUAACAUUUUAGCACAUUAGCUAACAUUAGCUUCGAUAGCAAAACAAACUGGAGGAAACCGUUCAAGUGUCGUCCUCCUUUGUAAUAUUGGCACAGUAAUCAACCACAAAGCCGGCCAUCCCACCUUCAGCAAUCCUGUCAAAUCAUCCAUCCACUGAGUGAAAGCAUACGGGUCGGCCAGUCUGGGCCCUUUGGGCAAUGUUCACUUUUUUAAGUAACACUCGCAGUCCCAGAGAGUGAGUGACCUGCUAUGGUGCGUUUGUAAAUUCAGUCUGACGCUCUACACUAAAAUGAGAGCUCUGUUGGUCGGAAAAACAGAGCAUUGUAUUUCUAUAUGAAUAAACAAACUGUGAAGUUAAUCACACAUUCAGUCCUCUAUGUGCUCUGCUGCACCGUCUCCCCGGACAGAGUGCCUAGAGCACUCUGCCACUCUGAGAAUGCAGUGCUCUGAAUUUACAAAUGGUCCAGUUUGUGCCAGAGUGCACUCCAGCACUCAGAAUGGGUAUUUCUGAAUGCACCACUUGUAUCAUCUUCUUCCAUUGUCUAAAACAAGCCAAAAGAACUUGCUAGCUAGGGCUAGCUAAUUUUUUGUAGCGAGCUGUUUUGCCUCCAGCUAAACUCCGCCCACCAAAAAACUCCAUACUGUUUACUAACAGUAAAAGGGUCAAUACAGUCAGCAGUUUUAAGGUGGAUACCCAAGAUUAGUGUCACCAAUUCAGCAUCUGACCAAAUGUCUCCCCUUCUGUUCCUGAGUUAUGACCUUGAAUAUUGGCCAGAAAAGUGUUUCAUGCAGAAUAUUAUGAUGUCACAGUGAAGUUAACCUUUGACCUUUUGGAUAUAAAAUGUCAUUACCUCAGAAUUUUAUACUAUUAGUCAUUUGUGUGAAAUAUUUUCAUAAUUAGCAUAUAAAUUCUUGACUUAUGGUCAAUAACAUGUUUUGUGAGGUGACAGUGACCUUGACCCUUGACUUCUAAAUCCUAAUUAGUUCAUUGUUGAGUCCAAGUGAAUGUUAGUUUGAAAAAAAAAAUCCAUCAAGGUGUUCUUGAGAUAAUGCAUUUGCAAGUAUGAGACAGAUGAGGUCACAGUGACCUUGAACUUUGACCUGUGUCUAUCAAAAUCUAACCAGUUCAUCACUGACAUUGAGUUCAUGUUGACAUUUGUGCCGUAUUUAAAGAAAUUUCCUUAAGGCAUUGAGUUAUUACGUUUACAAGAAUGAGACAGAUGGACAACCUGAAAAAAUAAUGCCUUCUGCCACAGCUAUCACCGGUGGCAAGGUAUAAAAAAAGUGUUUUGGUUUUUUUUUGGAAUAGGAAUCACAAAAAAAUAAGAAUCACAUUUCUGAUCUCGUUAUCCCUCACCUACUUCCCACCUGCAAACACAGCGUGUUAGAUGAUCAAUAGCCCUCUUCAUUACCUUGACACUGCCUUACUGUACAUGUUGUCCUUUUAUUUUUAUUUUAUAUUUAAGUUUUUCUUUCUUUAUGUUGCCUUCCAGUCAUGUCACUGGUUCCUUGUACCCCCAAAAACAUAGAGGUGUGUAUGUCGAGCUCGUCCCAGAGAGUCAGAUUAUGUGAAUUUAUUGACUGAAAGCAGCACGUUCAUCGAACAGUGUCAAAAGAGGUGUGAAUUUAGAUGAGUACAUGUAUAUCACUAAGAUAUUUUUAUGUUUUUAUUACAGCUCAGAUUUUAUAAUAAAGAGGAAAAUACAUUUUUAAGGAAUGAUUUGGUCUAUUUUGUAAUGUUAAGGUAUUUCAAGUACAUAUCAAGUUUCCAUCCAACUGAGUCAAGUAAUUCUAACAUAAACCAAACAGUCACCAGUUAUGUAAUUAAAUCAAAUCAAACUGAGAUGAAAAUACUAUGAGAGUUUAUUUAAAUGUAGUUCAUCCAAUGUCCCUAAUUUACUUGCAUGUGUAUUUCAAAUAUUUGAAAUAUUCAAUACAUUUUAUUAAAUCAGGUAAACUCUAUAUAGUUAAAUAAAUUCUCAGUCUUUUCAUCUCAGUUUUAUUUAAUUACAUAAAUGGUACUUUUUUUUUUUUUUUUUUUACAUAUAAUUUUACAUAGAGUAAAAUAUGUAAACCAGACAAAAUAGACCAAAUAAUUCCUUUGAGCACAUGACCAGAUAUAAACAUUCCAAACACAGUGUGAGAUACAAAAGAAAUAUAUUAAACUAAAAGUUUAUGAUCAGUGAAACCAGAAAACAUUUUUGCUCAGUUUCUGAAAUGAUAGGUAGAUUAUUUCAAUGCAAUUGAUUACUGGGCUCAGUUGUCUGGAAAUCUGACCCACAAUCUGUACAAUCAAUGUAAUCUCUAGGGUUUUUGUGCUUUAGGGGAAUUUAGGCAGGUUUCAUUAUGUUAUGUAUGUUUCAUGUAUUACUUAGAAUGUGGUCCCUCGGCUUUAAAGUAACUAAUGCACAGCUGCAGUGAAAGGGGCCGCAACAGCUGUGCAAUGCCUGCCAAUUAUAAAUACAAUCAUUCGAUCAGCUCUCGGACAGUAAUACUGAGUGCUGAUCAUUAUGCCGUUAUUUCAGAAUUUAUUCACAAUAACCAGAAGAAAUAUGUCAGACCAUGUGCGGUUGCCUGACUUGACUGAGAUUCAGGAUGAAUGAUGCAGCAGAACCAAUUAAAUCUUCCUGAUUCUGGCUACCUUGGCUGUUCUCAAAAAACCGACCUGGCCUGAGAGCCCACUAGCUUGUCUGGUAGAUCGGACAUCCCAUGUACAAAGGCUCUGUCUGUGCCACACCCGCCUGCAGGUUCAAUUUCAACCCACAGACCUUUGCUGCGGGUCAUGCCCCCUCUGUCUCUUUCCCCCUUUCACUCUAACGCCUCGUUUCCAUUUUCGUAUGUGUACUGCGAUGAGUUAACCAAGAAUCCAUUCAUUCCCAUGGGAAUCUCAGAUUAUAAACUGAUAUCGGAUGUGCCUGCGAAACUCAUCCCCUCCCCUCCAUUAUAUUUCUGUCCCAAAUUUGCAUCGAGUUCAUUCAAAAAAAUUUAACUUUUUCAGUGGAUUUCACAGAAACCGUAUGACAGUGUGCUAGCUUAGCUAACAGGCUGCUAACUAGCUAACUGGCUGUUUCCUUCAGUUCAGUUGCCUGUGUUGAUUUUCAAGUGAGUUUGUUUGAUUAAAAAUAACAUGUUCAUCCAGUUUUAUCUCAUUGUGAAUCUGAGUAAUGUUAUUCUGCUAAAAUAUGGUUAUAUAUUAUUUACAGUCUGACUGUCAUUGUGACUCAUUAAGCUGUUCAUACAACUUUUUUCAUGAAAUAUUUAAAAAACAUACCAUGUACCUGGCAGGCCAACAUCUUCACUUAUUUGUUACCAUACAAUAUUUGUCUUGUUUCUGUCCCUGUAAUGUUCCAAGCACAUAUACCAAAGUGCAAGAUGGUGAAACGUGGACAAAAUUAACCUCUCCUCCAAGGCUACAAUUAGUUUCUGUCAGGUUUCUAACAAUCUGUAAAGAAAUGCUCUUCCUUGCAUCGGACACUAGAGGCAUCAUCUAUAUAUUUACAAACACCAGUCACAUAUGUAAGUGGAAACCAGGCGUAAAGCUUUCCUGUCCAAUGAAAGCAAAAUGUCACAAAAAUAAUCUUAAAAAAAAAAAAAAAAAAGUCCUGGCCC